AUGGGUAAAAGGGUGGGAUAUGCUGUCAAAAGAAGGUUAGAGGCCAUGUGGAACAAAAAAGGGACCGUAGACGUUAUUGACUUAAGCAACGAUUUUUAUCUAGUCAAAUUCUAUGCUAGUGAGGAUUUUGACUUUGCCCUCAUGGAGGGGCUUUGGAAGGUUUAUGACCACUACCUAACUGUCAGGCUGUGGGAGCCAAAUUUUAAUCCACUAAGAGCUAUAAUUGACAAAAUCACAGCAUGGGUGAGGUUACCGGGUUUGCCGAUUGAGCUUUAUAACGGAACCAUAUUGAGGAAAAUAGGUAAUCUUAUUGGAAGAACGGUAAAGGUUGAUAAUAACACAGCCAAUCUGUGUAGAGGAAAAUUCGCCCUGCUAUGUGUAGAGGUAGAUCUCACCAAACCUUUGAUGGGAAAGUAUUUGAUUAAUGGAGAAGAGUACCAUGUGGAGUAUGAAGGAAUCCACCAAAUCUGUUUUAUAUGUGGAAGAAUAGACCAUGAUCAACAGCAUUGCAAUAUAAGAAAAGAGAAAGAGGUGGCAGCAGGAGUGGAAAGCAGCGAACAAAGCACAUAUGAAAAAGAAGAAAAUCAGUAUGAAAAACAAAAUGAGCAAAUUGCAGAAGAACCAGCAAUGGAAAAUAAUUUGAACAAAAAAGAGAAAAGCAAGCAAAUUAUGAUAGAGCAGAAUGACAACUAUGGAGCAUGGAUGGUAGUGCAGAGGCCAAAAAGGGGAAAGAAGAAUGAAGAAACCAAACAGGGAGGUGGAUCAAGCAGAGCUAAAGAGAAGCAAAGCAACAAAGAAAACCAGUCCAGAUAUAGUGUUCUACAAGUGGAAGACUCGACACCAGAGCAUGAGGAAAGGAUUGAAGUAGCACAAGGAGAAGAGCAAGGAAACAACAAUGAUACUACAAAGGAAAACAAAACGACAAAAAGAGAAAAUACACAAACAAAAAGAAGAAGAACGCAGAAAACAAACAGAUCCAACCCAAAGGAAAAAUAA
Arachis ipaensis is the source of this 996-nucleotide messenger RNA. Lineage: Eukaryota; Viridiplantae; Streptophyta; Magnoliopsida; Fabales; Fabaceae. The record is from RefSeq and is a predicted model, not a curated record.